Molecule: messenger RNA, 1082 nt
Organism: Notothenia coriiceps (black rockcod)
Lineage: Eukaryota; Metazoa; Chordata; Actinopteri; Perciformes; Nototheniidae
Gene: ppih
Product: peptidylprolyl isomerase H (cyclophilin H)
Exons: 9
Coding region: 127-660 (177 amino acids)
Biological process (GO): protein folding; protein peptidyl-prolyl isomerization
Cellular component (GO): intracellular membrane-bounded organelle; cytoplasm
Molecular function (GO): cyclosporin A binding; peptidyl-prolyl cis-trans isomerase activity
Source: RefSeq, a predicted model, not a curated record
CGGGCCGUAGUACGUCUCCUGAGCCACCGUAGAAUCAAAACGGCGCAUAUGCUCAGCAUUCAAAUGAUUCUCGUGUUGUCCUGCUAAAAAACAUCUUUAGUCUUAAGGAGCAAGGAAAGUGUCACAAUGUCUGUCCAAACAACAAAUGCCAGCAACCCGAUUGUCUUCUUUGACAUAACCAUCGGAGGACAGGAUGUUGGACGGAUGAAGAUUGAGUUGUUUGCCGAUGUGGUUCCAAAGACAGCAGAGAACUUCCGGCAGUUCUGCACUGGAGAGUUCAAGAAGGAUGGAAUCCCUAUUGGUUUCAAAGGUUGCCUCUUCCACAGGGUGAUCAAAGACUUCAUGAUUCAAGGAGGGGACUUUGUAAAUGGUGAUGGAACUGGCAUCUGCAGCAUCUACAGAGGUCCAUUUGCAGAUGAAAACUUCCGAAUGAAGCACAGUGCGCCUGGUCUUCUCUCCAUGGCAAACAGUGGGCCAGGGACGAAUGGUUGUCAGUUUUUCCUCACCUGCACUAAAUGCGACUGGCUAGAUGGGAAGCAUGUUGUUUUUGGCAAAGUGGUCGAUGGUUUGCUGAUCAUGAGAAAAAUUGAGAAUGUUACUACAGGACCAAACAACAAGCCCAAGCUGCCCAUCCUCAUUGGACAGUGUGGAGAGAUGUGAUCCAGCGGGAACUACACAGUCUCUGUACACAUGAAGGAGCGUCUCAUAGUCACUGGAUUGUCCUCAGCUAACAUCAAACCAUACAGGCUUUCUUUGCCUCAGCCUUCUCCUAUAAUGCAUGUUGAAGAACAGGAUUUCAGCAGUACAUUAUAAUGGCAUUUCUUUUUUAAUACACAUGAUUCCAGGUUAAGACUUGCUUAACAUAAGGGUUUGACAUUUAUUUUGCAAAACUUUAUGCUCAACACUGUUUUUCCCAGUCCAAACAGAGACAAUCUUUGCAUCUUGUUAUAAAAAGACAGAUAAGAAAAUGUGACUGAAGCCUAAAGGAAUACUUGCCCCACAUGUGAAACGUUCAAAUUCUUAUCUCAGUCUCACGGUGUAUCAUUUAUGAUCAAUAAAUUGUUUUACAUUUUUAUAAACCA